AUGGUCCUUGUGGUGUUGCUGCUCAUUCGGCUUCCUCAUAUGGCAUGCAAGGCUCCCGUUAAAUGCAGGGUCCAGUAUCCACACAGUCCACUGCACAAAUACCAUCAGAAAGGAGACCUCAUCAUUGGUGUCAUUGCCUCUCAAAGUUUCAUCGUGUCCAGCUCAAUAUCGUUCACUGAAAUACCACCUCCAGUAUCAGCUGAAGAGUUGAUAGUAGUACCUAAAAAUUACCAGCAUAUCUUGGCCUUGGAAUUUGCAGUAAAGGAGAUCAAUGAUAACCCUCAGCUCUUACCCAAUGUCACUUUGGGUUUCGACAUCUAUGACAGUCAUUUUACUGCAAUGAGGACCUAUCAUGCCACCAUGUUACUCAUGUCCACAUUGGAGAGAUAUUUCCCUAACUAUGUAUGUUACACCCCGAAUAACCUAAUAGCUGUCAUUGGAGGACUGGACUCUGAAACCUCCCUUCAUGUGGCAAAUAUCUUGGAUAUCUACAAGAUGCCCCAGGUCCAUCAUUCCCUGAGAACUGUCUCAUUUAACAACAGUGCUGGGGACACAGUUUCCUUUGACAAGAAUGGGGAGCUAGUGGCUAGAUUUGAUGUGAUCAACUGGAUUUUUUCGUCAAACCAAACUAAACAGAAAAUUGGCCAGUUAGAUCCUGAGGCUCUUCCAAACCAAGUGUUCACUAUCAAUGAGGAUGUCAUAAUUUGGCACAGCUGGUUUAACCAGACUCGUCCACUCUCAGUUUGUACUGACAGCUGCCAUCCUGGUUUUAGCAAGAAAGUGAAGGAGGGGAAACCAUUUUGCUGCUAUGAUUGCAUUCCGUGUCCAGAAGGGAAGAUUUCAGACCGUGAGGAUAUGAAUGACUGUUUUAAAUGUCCAGAUGAAUAUUAUCCCAACAAAAAACAGGAUUUGUGUAUUCUGAAGGAAAUCAGCUUCUUGUCUUAUGAAGAACCUUUGGGGAUCAGUUUAGCCUGUUUUUCUCUUUCCUCUUCAAUCAUCACAGCUCUGGUGCUAGGGACGUUUCUGAAGCACCACAACACUCCCAUUGUCAAAGCCAACAACCGGGACCUCACCUACAUGCUCCUCCUCUCCCUCCUGCUCUGCUUCCUUUGUGCAUUGCUAUUCAUUGGACAGCCUCAGAAGGUGACAUGUCUUCUGCGACAACCUGUUUUUGGCAUCAUCUUCUCAGUGGCUGUUUCUUGUGUGCUGGCAAAAACGAUCACAGUGAUUCUGGCUUUCAUGGCCACCAAACCAGGAUCCAGGAUGAGGAAAUGGGUGGGGAAGAGGCUGGCCAACUCCAUUGUGAUUUCCUGCUCCUUUAUUCAAGUAACCAUUUGUAUUAUGUGGUUGGCAUUUUCUCCCCCAUUCCCAGAUGUCGAUAAGCACUCAACUUACGGAGAAAUUGUUCUAGAAUGCAAUGAGGGUUCUGUAACUAUGUUUUACUGUGUCCUGGGUUACAUGGGCUUUCUGGCUAUUGCCAGUUUCUGUGUGGCUUUCCUUGCCAGGAAGUUGCCUGACAGUUUCAAUGAAGCCAAGUUCAUCACUUUCAGCAUGUUGGUCUUUUGCAGUGUUUGGUUAUCCUUUAUUCCCUCCUACCUAAGCACUAAAGGAAAAUACAUGGUAGCUGUGGAGAUCUUUUCUAUCUUAGCCUCCAGUGCUGGGUUGCUGGGGUGCAUCUUUUCCCCUAAAUGCUAUAUCAUUGUUUUAAGGCCUGAAUUGAACGAUAAGGAACAGCUUAUAAGACAAAAGGCUGGAUGA
Messenger RNA from Podarcis raffonei (Aeolian wall lizard), 1758 nucleotides. Its product is annotated as vomeronasal type-2 receptor 26-like. The record is from RefSeq and is a predicted model, not a curated record. Bases 1 to 1758 code for a protein of 585 amino acids. Lineage: Eukaryota; Metazoa; Chordata; Lepidosauria; Squamata; Lacertidae. The transcript is spliced from 5 exons. Gene Ontology annotation, biological process: G protein-coupled receptor signaling pathway. Gene Ontology annotation, molecular function: G protein-coupled receptor activity. Gene Ontology annotation, cellular component: membrane.